Aphanomyces astaci is the source of this 1751-nucleotide messenger RNA. RefSeq names its product TKL protein kinase. The record is from RefSeq and is a predicted model, not a curated record. Lineage: Eukaryota; Oomycota; Saprolegniomycetes; Saprolegniales; Verrucalvaceae. The coding region runs from base 66 to 1733 and encodes 555 amino acids. Gene Ontology annotation, biological process: protein phosphorylation. Gene Ontology annotation, molecular function: ATP binding; protein kinase activity. The transcript is spliced from 4 exons.
GCGUGAGAUGAGAAUAUGCUGCACACCCUCGUGAUCCUUGAUCGGGCACUGUCCACAUUAACACGAUGCGGCUGCUGAUAACUUUGCUAGCUGUGUUGAACGUCGGGGCUCAAGUGGGUAUUCCAUCGACCACUAGAAUCCCAGCGACUACGGUCUCGCGCACACCAGCACCCACUCCCCUCACAUCAUGGCCCCCGUCCCCGCUUCCUACGAUUCGACCAACCACAACAAUGUUAGCAUCGCCUCCUCCGAGAUCCAUGUCGCCACCAGUGAUGUCUCCUUCUCCGUCGCCACUGCUUACUGCAUCAACGACGACGUCAAUACCCCCGCCAUCGCUGACCCCGCAAUUGACAAACCUGUCCAACACCAGCAACAUCGUGCCACCAGUCACGACCGAGCUGUCAUUGAUCCAAAUAAAUAGCGACAGGCCAUCAGGGAGUCGAGCAGCAGCAGUCCCUUCCCCCAGCACCACGUCGCCACCGUCGUCGUCGUCGUCCUCUACGACAAUCCUCCUGGCCGUGCUUUGUUCCGUCGUGACGCUGGCAGGCGUCGCGGGCAUCUACUUCUUCGUGUACCGGAACACGGCGUUCAUUUCCGACUACGAGGCGUCGAUCGUGGCGUCGGAAACGCCGUGCCGCCGGUCGUCGUUCGCGGCGACGAUGGGGGCCUCUCACUAUGAAGACAUCACGACGACGACCAUCGAAAUCAACCCCAAGCAGUUGGCGUACGUCAAGGUCCUAGGCAUAGGGUCCAUGUGCCAAGUGUGGCUGGCCAAUUGGAGUCCCAACCCAGCCAUGGACACGAUCUCCGUGGCUGUGAAGCGCCUUUUGCCCAAGCGUCGCAACGACCACGACGUGUGCACGUUUCUGGGCGACACGCGGCUCUUGGCAGUGUUACGCCAUCCAAACAUUGUGGCCGUGCUCGGGCUGGCGUGGCACACCAAAGUGCAUAUUGAAGUUGUAUUGGAGUAUAUGGACGGGGGCAAUCUGAGGCAGGUUUUGUCGACGACCAACCCAUUGUCCAUGGGGUGGCUCGGCAGUAAGCAAGAAAUCGCCAUGGACGUGGUCGAUGCACUGGUGUAUCUCCAUCAAGAAGAGAUUGUGCACCAGAAACUCGCCGCGGAGACGGUGCUCAUUCACUCUGGCCGUCGGGGCAUCGGCGCCAAACUUGGCAACUGCGGAAGCAUGUACCGACAGCCUCGACCGACUUCAUCGUCCCAGAGGACGACGCUGUCGAUUUUCUCACCCAAGUUAAGUCCAGAUGAGGCCCACCGGCAGCUACAGCGAAGGAAAUGGAUGGCUCCGGAGGUGCUUCGCGGAAACGAGCCGACUCGCGCCGCCGACAUGUACGCGUUCGGCGUGCUGCUGUCCGUUUUGGACACCCACGAUGACCCGUUUAAACGAGAAGCCAUGGACGAGGCGCUGAUUUUGCAGCGAGUGAGUCUCGGGGACUUGCGUCCGACAUUGUCACUACUGUGUCCCCCCUUUAUCCAUGACAUCGCCCAGCGGUGUUUGGACGUAUCUCCAGAGCUCCGACCCACCGCCCUUGUCGUCGCGGGCUGGCUCCGCACCCCCGGCCUCUGCAGUCCGUCUUUUGUGUCGACGUCCGUCGUGCACACCCGUCGCGGCAGUUUGCCGUUAAGUGCAUCAAGUAGCAGUUACAACGGGAGUUUGCCGUCGUUGUCGAUGGGUCGCGUACCGAGCAAGGCAGAAGCAGCGUACAAUGUCUUAUGAGAAAAAGCACGAGCCUCC